Messenger RNA from Paramisgurnus dabryanus, 2400 nucleotides. It is a transcript of the gene itk, whose product is annotated as IL2 inducible T cell kinase. Gene Ontology annotation, biological process: intracellular signal transduction; protein phosphorylation. Lineage: Eukaryota; Metazoa; Chordata; Actinopteri; Cypriniformes; Cobitidae. Gene Ontology annotation, molecular function: protein binding; ATP binding; protein tyrosine kinase activity. The record is from RefSeq and is a predicted model, not a curated record.
GUCUACCUCAGGAAGUGGUUUACCCAAUGUAUCAACUCCGGAAACCUGUACUUUAUACAGCAGUGUAAAUUCUGCUGGUGAAUAACUAGUGAUUGUCACCUAUCAUGAACUUCGGCAUGAGUCAACCAUCCAUGUGGUAGUUAAAUAUCCAAAUAUUAUCAUGUAUCCAAGAGUCAUCCUAAAGGAAACCUUGUACAAGAAAUCACAACAAAAAAGAAGAACUUCACCAUGCAACUACAAAGAAAGAAUCUUCGUGUUAAACACACAGGAUCUGACAUACUUCGAGCAACGUCCUGGGAAAAAGCUAACUCAAAAAGGUUGCAUUGAGCUGUCUCAUAUCAAGUGUGUGGAGAUUGUACGCAGUGAUGUUCCCAUACCAUGUGAAUACAAGUACCCUUUCCAGGUCGCCCAUGAUAGCUAUUAUCUGUAUGUGUUUGCUCCAAAUAAUGACUGCAGGUUAAAAUGGGUCAGAGCUUUGAAAGAAGCGACACAGAAUAACAACUUAUUUAUGAAGUACCAUCCUGAUUUCUGGGUAGAAGGGAAAUGGAGAUGUUGUCAUCAAUCAGAAAAGCAGGCAGCGGGAUGCUGUGAAUAUUAUCCAAAUGGAGCCAAACCUCUUCCACCAACUCCAGAUCCAGCGAGACGAUCAUCAGAUUCAGAAGAAAGGAUUGUGGUGGCUCUGAAGAAUUUUACCCCUGAUGAAGAGACAGACCUCCCGCUUCACAAAGAUGAAGAGUAUAUUAUUGUUGAUAGCUCAGAACCAAACUGGUGGACUGUAAGAGACAAAAAUGGAAAUGUUGGGUCAGUACCUUGCAUAUAUAUUGCAGAAAAGGUCGAUAUUAAGAGAUUUGAGUGGUACGAUAAGGACAUAACUCGGACAGAGGCUGAGAAUUUACUAUUGGAAGAGAACAAGGAUGGAGGAUUCAUUGUUCGUGACUCUAAACACGCUGGAGGAUACACAGUCUCGAUAUUUGCCAGAGUUGCAGGGUCAGAUGGAAAUAAAUACCCCCAGGUUAAGCACUACCAGGUCAGAGUGAAGAAAGACGGUGAAAUUACCAAGUAUUACUUAGCUGAGAAAUAUCUGUUCUCAAAUAUACCAGAGCUUAUUCGCUAUCACCAACACAAUGCAGCAGGUUUGAUAAGCAGACUGAGGCACUGUGUCUCCAGAAAUGCUCAAAACUCAUCAAAAACAAAUGAGUUGAAUUCAGAGAAGUGGGAGAUUCAUCCAGAUGAAUUAAGUUUAAGUGAGGAGGUGGGCAGCGGGCAGUUUGGCUUGGUUUGGAGGGGCUUCUGGAAUGAACGACAGGUGGCUGUUAAGACCGUCCGUGAGGGUUUCAUGUCAGAGGAAGAAUUUAAAGAGGAAGCGGAUGUUAUGAUGCAAUUGUCUCAUUCUAAACUAGUACAGUUGUUCGGGGUGGUCGCUCAGCCUCUGUAUCUGGUAUUUGAAUUCAUGGAAAAUGGCUGCUUGACAGACUUCCUGCGUGCCAAAAAAGGCAAGCUUUCACAGGAAGACCUGCUGAAAAUGUGUUUGGACGUAAGUGAGGGCAUGGUUUACCUGGAGGGCUCCAAUUUCAUCCACAGAGACUUGGCUGCAAGAAACUGCCUGGUUUCUGAAGAUCAUGUAGUGAAGAUAUCAGAUUUCGGAAUGACCAGGUUUGUCUUAGAUGACCAAUACACCAGUUCUUAUGGGAGCAAAUUUCCAGUCAAGUGGUCCGCUCCAGAGGUGAUUAGAUUCAGCAAGUAUAGCAGCAAAUCAGAUGUGUGGUCAUUUGGUGUGCUCAUGUGGGAGGUGUACAGUGAGGGACGUACACCUCAUGAUAAACGUAGCAAUGCGGAGGUCGUAGAGGACCUAAAUAAAGGAUUACGGCUCCAGAGACCCCGCCUCUGCCCAAAGAGUGUCUACGAGUUAAUGGAGUGGAGCUGGAAAGAGAAACCUGAGGAUCGACCCUCCUUCGCUCUUCUCCUGCACCAGCUGUCCUGCCUUGAAUAAGAAUCUCGAUCCCAUUCACAUGCUCAUCUUUACCUGUUAUGAAACUAUGAAAAUAUUGUAUAUUGUACAAAUAACAUAUUGUAUUUAUUUGCAUAUUUUAUUUAUUUAUUUUUCAGAUUUGUUUUGUUAAAUCACUUAUUUCAUUUUAGGUUGUCCCUGAAUGCUACAUUUCCUGUUCAUACAUGCUUAACUUGUUCUGAUUACAUUUGGCCCUUAGGAGGCACACAUGAGCCAUGCUUAUGAGAAAUCUGAAAAUGUUUGUUUAGUGCUAUAAGUGUUUUCAACAAAACAUUACUUUUUUGACUAUUAGUAGGCCUACUUUUAUUUUUGCACACGAUUUUAGGCACUUUUAAUACUAAAUGUUACUAAUGAAGUUACUAAUAAACUCACAAUUGUAUAUUUGAUCUAAA